AUGUCACACAAUAUGUCAAACAACCAGGAAGGACAUCAAAGUAUGUCGAUUGAAGACCGUCUCUAUGAAUUAUUCGAGACGGAGAUUCUUCAAAGUGUUAAUGAGUCUAAGGAAACCUAUGAGUCCGAGCUAGUCAAUCACUACACUCAGAAACUCAAACUUAGCACUCUUAACUGGUGGUACCAAAAAGAUUUGGUGCCAAAGAGAUAUCAAUUUAGAAACCAAAUUGAAUCAAACGAUCAAGUCUUAACUAAAAGACUCGAGCUCGAACGAUUAUCUCACAUUAUCAACCAAUUGAAUACAAAUAUCAAAAGCGUUGAUCAAAUCACUGAAGACCUGCAAGCCGACGCAAAAAGAAAACUCAUGAUAGUCAUGGAGUCUUGCAUCGAGACUAUGCAGUACGAUCCAAGCCAACGAAACUUCGAAAUCUUGGAAAACGUAAAGGUCCUCUUCAAGCAAAAACUCGAUGAACUAUUAUCGGAUCUUACAAAAGAAACCUCUUUUAUACAAAUAAAGCAGGCUCGCCUUUGCAAGAAUAAAACCGAAAAAGCUAUCAAGAAACUUGAAAAGUUUGAGGAAGCACAAUUCCACGAUGCUAUUAUGACUACUGAGCAAAGUAGUGAUCAUCGUACUCCCACGUCUUUAUGUUGCCAUCACUGUACCCUGGAUAAACAGGAAUACAUUAGAAACAACAGACCUAGUACGAGGAAUGUCAAGAAAUCCAAUGGGAAUAAGAAACCUAAUGGGAAUAACAAGGCAAACCGUACCAGGAAGGAUAGCCCAGGAUCAAAACCUUCCCGGCCUAAUCAACAAAGACCAUACCAAAGGGAGACUUCAACAAGGACUAACCAAAAAAACUGGCUGAACUCUCUUACGAAUCUGCAACGGAAUCAAUCCAAAGCGAACGUAAGAGAGUCCAACAGAGGAAAAAACCAGAAAAGAAAGGGCCAAAGAAAGCCGAUGAAAAAAUUUUCCUCAAGACAAGAAGACUGA
Messenger RNA from Priceomyces carsonii, 993 nucleotides. RefSeq lists its product as uncharacterized. Bases 1 to 993 code for a protein of 330 amino acids. Lineage: Eukaryota; Fungi; Ascomycota; Pichiomycetes; Serinales; Debaryomycetaceae. The record is from RefSeq and is a predicted model, not a curated record. The transcript has a single exon.